CUUGGCUCAACUAAAUCAACUCGUGACUAUGCCUAAUCCCAUCAGAGCUUUCUGUAGUAGUUACCUUACGUGGCUGAAGUCUAAUGCAGGAGUAGCAAUGGCAGAAACAUGCGCCAAAUUCUUUGAAACAAAAAAAACGCAUAAGCAAUCGGUUAUCAUCAACAGCACUACUGAGGAUGUGAUAUGCCUUAACGCAAUAACUGAUAUCUUCCAAGCCCAUUUGCAAUCAGAGUCUGUUCCGCCUGCACCCAAAAUUCCACCUCGAACUUCCAGAGAUUUAACACUAUUGAUGUCAACUCCUAAUAAGCGACCAUACGAGAAGGAAGAACUUCAGCA
Molecule: messenger RNA, 336 nt
Organism: Entrophospora candida
Lineage: Eukaryota; Fungi; Glomeromycota; Glomeromycetes; Entrophosporales; Entrophosporaceae
Source: the annotation of a GenBank genome assembly